GCUGAAUUGGUGCUUCUAAUUAAUGUAAAAGUUUUCCUCCGGUGUAAAUGAUUGUCCACAUCCAUGUCAUUAACACCAUAAAAUUUGUCACCACUGUAGUCUAUUCAUAGACUUGAAUAUAUAAUUCUGCUCAGGUGUAUAGUUGUAUGAAGCAUAGAAUUCCAUAAUUUGUGUCUGGCAGGUGAGAGUAUGUACCUGGAGUGAAAAAUACGUCCAAUUAAUCUCUCAGGGGGGAAUGCUUAUAAUUUCCAUAUUCAUCUACAGCCUGAAGACUUGUCCUUAAUUUAAAAAUGGGACAAUUUGGAUGUAUAUAGCGCAGGUAUUUUAAAUCUUUGAGAUAGGGUCCUUGACUUCUUGUGAAAUAAAUAGAAACCAGCCCACUGAAAUGAGCCAAUCAGAAGUGAACAAACAAAGAUCCACACUUGGUGUAGUAAAAGCACAUGUUUCCUUAUACAGGAGGAUUUUAAUUUUAGUCAUAUUUAUAUUUACCCGGUCUUUGUGUAAGCCGUAUUUAAAGAGUUUACCUAUAUACUCAUAAGGUUAUGGGGUCUUUGAAUGAAAAGACUUGGGUCAGGUGAUAGCAAGCUAAUCAGCUGUUAUGAUUACACAGAGGUGGUGUCAUCGGUUGUGACAGACACACCGCAUUAUCGAUACCAUGUGUUGCAAGAAGAAAAGAAAAAUGAUGUGAUUUUCCAAACACAAGAGUGUCAGUUAAUUGAAGAUUGACUGUACUUGGAAUUCUCGAAUUUAAAUUCAAUUUGAAGUAUUGUGACCUGUUCUAUGCAUUGUGUUUUUGAAAUCUACUUGAUUUGAGAUUUCACCAACGAGACAUCAGAUUGUUCAUUAAUUCUGUGACCUUAAUUACCAAAUUGGGACAUAGUCUGAAUGUUGAAGGUUAAAGCCACUCUCAAGAUGACAUCAGGAGUGUUGUUUGUUAUAAACUUCUGGAAAGGACGAAGAAAGGAUAAAGAUUCCCCGACGCCGCCUGCACAGGAGGAAAGCAAGCGAUACCUGGAAGACACAUGUAUAAAGGAGAGGGUAACGGACGCCGACUUCUUCCGACUAGUAUGUCUUCCACACAGUCUCGACAGAAACGAGUGGUUAGCCACCCAUGCAAUAUCCUUUUUCAACCAUGUGAACCUUGUGUACGGCGUAGUGUCGGAGUACUGUACAUCCGAGGGCUGCAGCGCGAUGACAGGACCAGGGAAUGUGCAAUUUUUGUGGUAUGAUGACAAAGGAAAGAAAUACAAAUACAGUGCCCCACAGUAUGUUGAUAUUGUCACCACAAACAUUCAGAGAGAAAUCUCAGAUGAAACAGUCUUUCCUACAAAAUUUGGGCAAACUUUUCCCAGCACUUUUGAAUCCACUGUGAAGAAGAUCCACAAAUACUUGUUCCAGGUUCUAGCCCAUAUAUAUCAUGUUCAUUACAGUGAUUUUGUGACACUUCAGAUGCACGGCCAUCUAAACAGUCUGUUUACUCAUUUCAUGGUGUUCAAUAUCAAAUUUGACCUUUUGGAGGAGAAAGACUAUGAAGUGGUUCAGGACUUAUUGAAAGGGCUGAUUCAGCUUCUUCCUGACCCCAAUCAAAACGAGGGCAAAGAGAACACAGCGCCAUCUACAGACAAGGACAGUAACUGUGUCAGUAUGGAAGUCUCCCCUACACACAUAUAAUAUUGUGAUUUGUCGUUACUUGUGAUGUGUACCUUUAAGGUCAAUACCCUUGUUUUAUCGAUAAAAAAAACUUCUCUCUCUCUCCCUCUUCAGUACUUUGCUAUAUAUGACUUUGUGGGAUGUUUCAGUAGAAUUUGGUUGCUAUGUCUGCAUCUACAGUUAUAGUAAGUUGGUUGGUGUUACUGAUGUAAUAUGACAUGGAUUUAUGGAUAAAUGUAGAAAUUAUCCCAGAAAAAAAAAAUGUGAAAUUUUUUUACCUCAAUUCUAGCAUGCAAAUAACAAGCUUGAGUUGUUAUUUAUUUAUUUUUUGGGGAAUAAGCUAGCUAACAUAGGAACAAUUGACUGAAGGGUUGAUUGUGACAAUUGUGGGUAUAUAGAUGGAUUGAUGGUUUCCGUCCAGUUUAACAGUUAUGGCUAACUUAAACACAUUAACUUGCUUUUGCUAACUAUAGUGCUCUUAAAAAUAUUGAACAGGAAUUGCUUCUAAUAGAUAUUUUAUGGAUGAAAUUAAUUUCAUAAAAAUAACAUUUUUGUUAAAAAGAAUUUUUUAGUUUAUUUCAAUUUCUGAUUUUUUUUUAGUUCGUGCUAUAUUUAGCUUUCUUUUUGGAGGAGGUGAUGUUUGAUUAUGAAAUGUUGUGUUAAUAAAGAAAUGGUGUAUAUGUGGGGCUUUUUUUCCCUUUAAUAUUAAAGACAAAGUACAAAUCUGAAAAAAAUACCAGAUCCUUUAAUCACCACAAUUAUUGCUUUUAAGUGAUAAGUUCUGUAAAACAUAUCUACAAGUAAGUAGAUUAGAUGCAUGUAUUAUUUGACUUUUACAAUUAAGAGUUGCAUUGUUUCAUUUGAUACUCAGAAUAUUCAGGUACAAUUUAUUCUGUUAAGUGAGAAGCUUAUAGGUUUACUUCAGCACUUGAUUGAGGGUUGGAUACAGAUGGAUAUUGACCUUUGGAAAUUACUGUCUUUCGUUUAAGGAUCUCAUGCAGGUACAUUUGUGAUGUAGAUAGGUUUGUAUAUAUACAGUAUGUACAUAAUAUUAUAAUGUGAUGGAUUGAUGUUUAUAACUACAAGCAGGCCUUAGUGAGAAGUAUCUGUGAGAUCAAUGUUAACACUGUCAAUUGUCUUAUGGGUGCCAUUGAUAAUGUCAAAAAGUGCAAAUAUCUAACAAUUAAUUUUUGUAUUUACUGUAUUUCUAUAGUAUUUAAAAUUUUUCUUUUAUGUUUGUUUGACAAAUUUGGAUUUUGCUAACUGCAUGGCUUCAUGUUUUGUAAAUUUGUUAACAGAAUUUUUAUUUUAUUGGUGGAAUCUUCUUAUACAUGCAUGGUCAAAGAAUUUCAGUCAAAAAUUGUAUGGGAGCUAAAUGCAGACUAGGGGGGGGGGGGUUGUUACAUGAGUAGUUUGUUGCCUAGAAAAUUAUUAUAAAAGUGCUUUUAAUUUUCUUUAGUUGCCUUCUUUAAGGUGGCUCAUUACACCUUUUUUCUCAUAUCAGCAGAAAAUUACUUGACGAUAGAUAGUAUGAUGAAUAAGAUAAAGAGUCAAAUAGGCAAAACAAAUAUGCAAUUUUUUAUGAAAAUAUGAUUUUCAAAAAAUUUAUCCAGUAAAUAUUGACAAAAGCCCCAAGCAGAUUUGAAUCAUUAUCUGAUGUUCACAUGAAGCCCAAUACUUUAAGCACUGAGCUAUGAUGAUAAACUACCAAAUAGAUACAAAUAAUUUAACAAACAUUUAAAUAACCAUCUCUUGUGGCAAAGUGUCUUAAAAAGUCUUGAUAUAUUGAGGUACCUUAAAAUACUUUUUUUUAUUCACUAGUAUUAAAGGAAGACAGUGACCAAAAAUGUAAUGAAUUAAUUUGACAUAUGACCAAGGUCAGGGGAAAAUGAUUUACCUAUUAUUGAUUGUAAAUUAAUAUUGAACCAAAUAAUCAAGAAGAAUCAUAUUGUGUAUCUCUAUAUAUACAUUUAUAAAGAUUACUUUGUUUGGUAGUGUUAUGUUUUUGCACUUAUUUUGUUACCAUAUUGGCUUUUUCAAAGCUUCUUACUGGUACAUUCCUGUAAACAAUUUAAUAGCUUCCUUUUAAUUCGUACCUUAAUUGUUAAAAAAUGUUUAAGUGUAUAAGAAAGUUUUCCCAUUCAAGUUUACAAGGGAGAAAACUCUGAAAAGGUUUCAUUUUGAUAGAUUGAAAUAAAACAUAUAUCAUUAAUUACUUUAAAAUGCCAUUUAUUUUACAUACUGUAUUGAGAUGAAAGAGAUUGUUAUUUACUAAUCACAAUGCUGAAGUUUUAUAAUGGCCUGUGUAAAACACAGUUUCUAAUCCAUUUUGAUGCCAAAAUCCUUGUUAACUAAUCUUGUUUGAUAUGGUGUUCAUGUACGUGUUAAAAAAAGUUGUUUCAAAAACUGAUGAAGUGUUCUGGAAGCUUGAUUACCAGGCUGGAUUAAGUUGGUACUGUGGUUUCAUUAAUUUCUGAGGGCAACAAUUUUUGUAGAUUUAGUGAAAAUUUCAAGGAUACGUGGCCAGUGAUCCUUUCAAUAAUGCACCUCAAUGAACAUUUAAUUUCAUAGAAAAGCUUGACAGUGAAAUACACAAAAUCAGGUAUUCCACGAAUAUUUAAUGUUGAAACCACAGUAACUGCCAGUAGGUUCUGAGUGUACUCUUGUAUUAGGAUGAUUUUCAUCCAUAGCUACCAGUAGAUGUCAGGAGCAAAAGUAAACUACAUCUAUUUCAAUUUAAUAGUAAAGGGCCUUCCUCCAUUAUCUUAAUAUCUUUAGAGUAUUAAUGUUAUUUUUACCAAAUUCAUUUAAUUAUUACCUGUUUGGAAUGUACUGGCAGAUUCAAAGAAUUUUCCUAAGAAAUGUUUUGUACCAAAGAAUUUCAAAAGUUAAUUUUGUACCAUCCAGUGAUUUUUAGCUAACCUGAACCGAAGGGCCUCUUGUUAAGUUUGCCAAAAGUGGUUCUUAAAGAUAUGCAGUAAGGUAUAAAAUCAAAAUAAGAAUAAUGUUAGGAAAUAUUUUGCACUCCUUCCAUGCUUACAAAAAUAUACAACUGAAGGGAACAAAAAGUUUUUUUAAGGUUUUGGUUAGAGUUUCAAUGUUUUUUCUUUUACAGUGUACAUGCAGUGUCCACAUAGUGUAAUAAGUUGAUGGAAUUUAACAAAGAAAGCUCAAGAAGACAACACUUGUCAUUGAAAAGGAAUUAGAAAUCCAAAGAGAUAUCUGCUCAUAAUUAUUUGAUUUGCCUCAUCAACAUCAAUUAGGGUUUUUUCCUCAAGGCAACCUCUCAAGUCAACACUUUCCUUGGUCUUUUUUAAAUGAUAUUAUUCUUUUGUAGCUCUUUCGUUGUAAGAAAUGAAUCAAAAUAUGCAGACAUUUUUAUAAAUAAAAAUGCUCUAUUAUACAACUUUAAAACAUUUUGUUCUAGUCUAAAUUGUUUUGUGUUUUGUAAGAUUUUAUUUGCAUAGGAUAUGAUUGCUUGCUAUUUUUGCACUCACACUGCAUUAAAGAAUAAAACAUGUUUUUUUUUUUUUUGUUGGACAAAAUUUAGUAAUGGCCAUAGAAUUGCAUUGACAGAAUGUUGGUGGAUUUUGUUAGUGUUUUGUACACUUGUGAAUAUUAUAAGCAAAUGAUGGAAUUGUUAUGUAGAACAAUUUGUGUGCAAUAAACUGUUACAUUUUAUGCUAAAUAGUCGGUAGAAGUUGUCUACCUAAUAAAUGUGAAAUAUGGUGUC
Messenger RNA from Magallana angulata, 5383 nucleotides. Its product is annotated as MOB kinase activator 2-like. Gene Ontology annotation, cellular component: nucleus; cytoplasm. NCBI's taxonomy places the organism in Eukaryota, Metazoa, Mollusca, Bivalvia, Ostreida, Ostreidae. The transcript is spliced from 5 exons. The record is from RefSeq and is a predicted model, not a curated record. The coding region runs from base 886 to 1671 and encodes 261 amino acids. Gene Ontology annotation, biological process: positive regulation of protein phosphorylation; signal transduction. Gene Ontology annotation, molecular function: protein kinase activator activity.